Messenger RNA from Cynoglossus semilaevis (tongue sole), 775 nucleotides. It is a transcript of the gene nppal, whose product is annotated as natriuretic peptide A-like. The transcript has 3 exons. NCBI's taxonomy places the organism in Eukaryota, Metazoa, Chordata, Actinopteri, Pleuronectiformes, Cynoglossidae. Gene Ontology annotation, cellular component: extracellular region. Bases 139 to 528 code for a protein of 129 amino acids. The record is from RefSeq and is a predicted model, not a curated record. Gene Ontology annotation, biological process: receptor guanylyl cyclase signaling pathway; cGMP biosynthetic process. Gene Ontology annotation, molecular function: hormone activity.
CUCAACACAGUGACGGAAUCAGGUCGAGUAUAAACGCGGCACCUGCGCACGGCUGCAGCGACAGAGACGAACAGAGCCGGACGCAGAGAGACGAUCUUAGCUGCUCUGGGAAAGACCGGGGAAUUCUUCUGAAAGAGUAUGAAGUCCAACGUGUCUCUUUGCUGUUUCUCUUUACUUUUACUGCUCCAUGUGGUUGGAGCCAGGGCAGCCUCUGAUCUACAGAGUUUGAAGCAGCUCCUGGAGGACCUGAACACCGCACAUUAUUAUCCUUCUGAGGAGAUGGAGGGAGAAGCAAGGGAUGGUAACAAGUCGGAGUUUGGAGCUCCAGAGAAACACACCUGGGACUUGGGACCCUCAGACCCCAGCAACUCUGCACUGACCACUGAAGAAAACGUCCUGACCCGGCUGCUGAAGGACCUGAUGAGAACCUCCAAGCGCGCCUCCAGCCGGUACAAGAAGGGAGGACUGAGGAGCUGCUUCGGUGUCCGCCUGGAGAGGAUCGGCUCCUUCAGCGGGCUGGGAUGCUGAGAGCGUGGAUAGAAAUCCUGGGUCUCAUCAAGCCGCACUGGCGCUUCUGUUACAGUCUCACUCCUGUCUUUGACUCCUGUUCUUUAGCUGGUUCUCAUUCAGAACUGUGAUAUCUCAUUUGUUCAUCCUGUUGACUGUUAAAUAUAUAAUAUACAAUAAAUUAUUGUAAAGUUAUUUAUUUAUUUUUUUGUUAUUUUCCUGUUGGUAUGCACUGUAAUAUUCUAGUAAAACAAUUAUUUUGCAUAAA